AUGGAGGGGGCUCGACGGCCUUCCCUUCUCUUGCUCCUGUUGGUUUUACAGCCCGUAGGUUGCAAAGAAAUGGAAGUGGCCGGAAUUGCAGAGGAAUCGGUUCAGUUACAGCCAGUGAAGUUGCCGGAGCUGUGGGCAGAAAUCACCUGGAAGGUUACACUAGACUCAGCAGAGACGUAUCGGAUUGUAACAUUUAAUAAAAGGGAACCCCCUGACCUUGGGGCAGCCCCACAUUUUAUCAACAGAGUCACUUUCCACCCUGAGAAUCUCUCACUGCAGAUUGAUCCCUUUAAGAAGUCAGACAGUGGCCUCUAUACCUUGAGAAUUGACACUGGAGGAGGCCGUGAAGACAUCACAAAGUUCCGUGUCUCUGUGUUUGACCGAGUCUGGCAGCCAAACCUCACGGUGCUCUCUGCCCACCAGGAGCUAGGCCAGUGCAACGUUACCCUGUCCUGCUCGGUGCCUGGCGCUGACAGAGUCACCUACGGCUGGUCCCGAGGCACGUCCCGGAUCCCGUCUGACCGGGACCAUCAGCUCCCUGAGAAUCAAUCCCUGCUGCACGUAGUGAUUAACGCAAACAGCAGUGACAUCUUCUACCGAUGUAAUGCUAGUAACCGAGCCAGCUGGGCCACCAACACUGUAGCCGUCAAAUCAUUGUGCGACUCCCCAGCUACAGGUUUCGCGAGCAGCCCAGUGAGCUAUUGCCAGGUGAAGGGGAUUCUCCUGCUGCUGGUGCUGGGCGCCUUGGUCACAGCCAUCGUCAUGGUGCACGUCCUCACCCGGGACAAAGAGAGGCUGGAUUGA
Emys orbicularis (European pond turtle) is the source of this 804-nucleotide messenger RNA. Its product is annotated as natural killer cell receptor 2B4-like. The record is from RefSeq and is a predicted model, not a curated record. Gene Ontology annotation, cellular component: external side of plasma membrane. Gene Ontology annotation, molecular function: MHC class I protein binding. Gene Ontology annotation, biological process: natural killer cell activation involved in immune response. The transcript is spliced from 4 exons. NCBI's taxonomy places the organism in Eukaryota, Metazoa, Chordata, Testudines, Emydidae. The coding region runs from base 1 to 804 and encodes 267 amino acids.